AUGAAUGAAGCAGAUUCAGCUAGAAAUCUUGAUGACCAUCAUCCCAAACACGCCCUUCACCCUCACCAACAAAUCUCAUUCUCCAUGCCACACAACAUCCACACCCAAACACGCCCUAACGCCGCCCCCAAUGACAAUCUCCCGCCUUUCUCCAAACCCUUACUCGCCGGCGGCUAUUUCCCUCCCGUCGUCGCCGGCAUCCCCUACAACCCACAACCCGCCGGAGUCCGGCAACCUCCGACGCUCGACCUGGGCGGCCUCACACUGUCGUUCCCGGCCGCCGCCACCCUCCGAGAGCUCGAGCUCGGCACCGUGGUGGCGAUCGACGAGGAGGUUUACUCCUCCGCCGCCGCCUCGGCGCUCGUCGGAAAAGCGGAGGGCGUGUACGUCGCCGCCAGCUCCGGGGACGGCGGCAGUCACAUGAUGGCGAUGACGGCGAGGUUUGUGGGGAGUGGAGAGUAUGAGGAUGGGUUGAGGUUGUUCGGAGUGCUUAAGAAUGACGCGGAAGAAUCGCACUUGGCUGUGAUCGGCGGCACAGGGAGGUACGAUGGAGCUAAUGGGUAUGCCACGGUGAAGCCUCUCGACAUUUCAGGGUCUACAUCAUCGGAGGGUGGAGACGAUGGAUCCUACAAAAUCCUCAAUUUCAAUGCCAUUCUAAGAGAGAAGGCGGAGGGAUGA
Messenger RNA from Ipomoea triloba (trilobed morning glory), 678 nucleotides. Its product is annotated as dirigent protein 25-like. The transcript has 2 exons. The record is from RefSeq and is a predicted model, not a curated record. NCBI's taxonomy places the organism in Eukaryota, Viridiplantae, Streptophyta, Magnoliopsida, Solanales, Convolvulaceae. The coding region runs from base 1 to 678 and encodes 225 amino acids.